AUGUCUGCAGAGCCUGAGCGCGUCGAGUCCAAGCCGAAGAGCAAGGUCAACCUCAAUGAUGCCUCUGGCGCCGAGCACAAAGAAGUUGAUGAUACACAAACAGCCAUAUUGAAAAAGAAGAAGAAGCCAAAUGCACUGAUCGUAACCGAUGCUGUCAACGAUGACAACUCUAUUAUUGCGCUGUCAAAUAAUACCAUGGAGACGCUGCAGCUAUUCCGCGGUGAUACAGUCUUGGUGAAGGGCAAAAAGAGAAAAGAUACAGUCUUAAUUGUGCUGGCGGACGAUGACUUGGAUGAUGGCAGCGCACGUAUAAAUCGUGUUGUGAGACAUAAUCUCCGAGUCAAGCAUGGCGAUAUCGUUACUGUCAAUCCUUGCCCAGAUAUCAAAUAUGCCAAACGCAUUGCAGUCCUCCCAAUAGCCGAUACUGUGGAAGGCCUCACUGGCUCACUGUUCGACGUUUUCCUUGCACCAUACUUCCGCGAAGCAUACCGACCUGUCCGAAUGAACGACCUCUUCACAAUUCGUGGUGGUAUGAGGCAGGUAGAAUUCAAAGUGGUGGAAGUCGACCCUCCAGAGUUCGGCAUCGUCGCACAAGAUACUGUCAUUCACUGCGAGGGCGAGCCGAUACAGCGAGAAGAUGAAGAGGGCAAUCUCAAUGAAGUUGGCUACGAUGACAUUGGUGGCUGCCGAAAACAAAUGGCACAAGUCCGAGAAUUGGUAGAACUGCCACUUCGGCAUCCUCAGCUUUUCAAGUCUAUUGGUAUCAAGCCACCCCGCGGUAUUCUCAUGUUCGGACCACCAGGUACUGGCAAGACACUCAUGGCUCGUGCUGUAGCCAAUGAGACUGGUGCCUUCUUCUUCCUCAUCAAUGGUCCUGAAAUUAUGUCUAAGAUGGCCGGUGAAUCAGAGUCGAAUCUACGAAAGGCUUUUGAAGAGGCGGAGAAAAACUCCCCAGCCAUCAUCUUCAUUGACGAAAUUGAUGCCAUCGCUCCUAAGCGUGAGAAGACGAACGGCGAAGUCGAGCGACGUGUUGUCUCUCAACUACUCACUCUCAUGGAUGGCAUGAAGGCUCGCUCCAACGUAGUCGUCAUGGCUGCCACUAAUCGACCUAACUCAAUUGACCCUGCUCUCCGUCGCUAUGGCCGUUUCGACCGUGAAGUCGAUAUUGGUAUCCCUGAUCCCACUGGCCGUCUUGAGAUUCUACAAAUUCACACCAAGAACAUGAAGCUAGGCGGUGAUGUAGAUCUGGAGAGUAUCGCCGCUGAGACUCAUGGAUAUGUUGGAUCCGACGUUGCUUCUCUUUGCUCCGAAGCUGCAAUGCAGCAGAUUCGUGAAAAGAUGGAUCUGAUCGAUCUUGACGAAGACACCAUUGAUGCCGAAGUGCUCGACUCGUUGGGUGUCACUAUGGAGAACUUCCGCUUCGCCCUCGGUGUUUCAAAUCCAUCGGCCCUUCGCGAAGUUGCCGUUGUUGAGACUCCCAACGUCCGCUGGGACGAUAUUGGUGGCUUGGAGACCGUCAAGCGAGAACUCAUCGAGAGCGUUCAGUACCCAGUCGACCAUCCGGAAAUGUUUCUCAAAUUCGGUCUCUCUCCUUCUCGUGGUGUUCUCUUCUACGGUCCUCCCGGUACUGGUAAGACCAUGCUUGCCAAGGCUGUUGCAAAUGAGUGUGCAGCCAACUUCAUCUCUAUUAAGGGCCCCGAAUUACUCAGUAUGUGGUUCGGUGAGUCUGAGAGCAACAUUCGUGAUAUCUUCGACAAAGCUAGAGCGGCUGCACCUUGUGUCGUUUUCCUCGAUGAAUUGGAUUCCAUUGCCAAGUCACGAGGAGGAUCACAAGGUGAUGCAGGUGGUGCAUCUGACCGUGUCGUCAAUCAACUCUUGACCGAAAUGGAUGGCAUGACUUCAAAGAAGAACGUCUUCGUCAUUGGCGCCACCAACCGACCCGAACAACUUGAUAACGCCCUUUGCCGUCCUGGUCGUCUCGACACACUAGUAUACGUUCCACUGCCGGACGAAGAAUCUCGACGGGGCAUUCUCAGCGCCCAGCUUCGCAAGACACCAGUUGCUGAUGACGUUGACAUCAACUUCAUUGCAUCUAAGACGCACGGCUUCUCUGGUGCCGAUCUUGGCUUCGUUACUCAACGUGCUGUCAAACUAGCUAUCAAGCAAGCUAUCGGUAUCGAUAUUGAACGCACCAAGGAGCGUGAAGCUGCUGGUGAGGACGUGAAAAUGGAGGAGGACGACGUUGAGGCCGACGAUCCCGUGCCCGAACUCACGCGUGCCCAUUUCGAAGAAGCCAUGCAAUCUGCUAGGCGAUCAGUCAGCGAUGUUGAGAUUCGGCGGUACGAGGCUUUCGCUCAGCAAAUGAAGAAUAGCAGUGGUAGCAACUUUUUCCGCUUCCCCGAGGCAGGCGAGGCUGCAGAGGGUGAGGCAAACGGCAAUGGAUUCGGUGACGCAGGAAAUGACGACAGUCUGUAUGACUAG
Messenger RNA from Bacidia gigantensis, 2481 nucleotides. It is a transcript of the gene CDC48, whose product is annotated as AAA ATPase cdc48. Gene Ontology annotation, molecular function: ATP hydrolysis activity; polyubiquitin modification-dependent protein binding; ATP binding. Gene Ontology annotation, biological process: retrograde protein transport, ER to cytosol; autophagosome maturation; mitotic spindle disassembly. Gene Ontology annotation, cellular component: cytosol; nucleus; VCP-NPL4-UFD1 AAA ATPase complex. Lineage: Eukaryota; Fungi; Ascomycota; Lecanoromycetes; Lecanorales; Ramalinaceae. The record is from RefSeq and is a predicted model, not a curated record. Bases 1 to 2481 code for a protein of 826 amino acids. The transcript is spliced from 6 exons.